AAAAACGGCGAUAAAUCGGAGGGACCAGCGUCUCCGCGAUUGGGCCUGAUAAGCCGACAAUUAGUAAAAAUCAUUAGCAACAACAACAAUUAUUACCCCGGAUUGCGGCAUUGUUUCAAUACGAACGACGGAACCGCACAGAGACUUUCUACUGGCACACAACAUCUAUCGGUACGGUGUGCGUCGGACGUGCGGCACCUCGAUCGCAGCACGUGUUCCGUUUUCCGUGUGGGUUUGUUGUUAAAAGUGGCCGGCCGCGAUUGUGUCGUGGUUGUCUUCGAGAAAAUGUUCCGGUAAACGCGACUCUGGACUGGACCGCAAAAAAACCAUAGUGUUCGUCCGUGGUACCGCUAAGACCGCAAGACGGGUACGAAGCCGCCCACUCGCCGCCUGAUCCUGAGGAGCGUCCGCUGGGACGUCGAAACGUCGGACCCGGGCUACUCCAUGUUCUUUCAGCACCUGUUCGCCAUCACACGAAUGGGGCGGUCGCCCAGGAAAAAAGUACCGUCGUGCCGUCACGGUGAUUUGUAGUGCUUUUUAAAACUAUUUCUAGUACUGAACUUACCACUGUUGUGCUGUGACAACUUUGUGCCUGAUUUUGUUGGAUUAUUAGUGUGAUUAUUUUUAUAUUUUCGGUUCGUUUGGUUUCGAUUUUUCCAAGAUGAACAACGCCCAGAAGAUGAACCUGAGGAAAUUGAACUUCCUCGGGUUUAAAAGUCCCAGUUCUAGUAAUGAUGGAAACAGCAACGAUGGGGAGCCCCAACUGGAUGAAGAGUGUGCGAAAGUCUUCGCCAUGGACACCGAUGUCAACGCCUUCGACAUCCACAAAUUCCACGAUGUACCACCAGCAGGUGAACCCCGUCAAUAUGGUGAAAAAGAGUAUAUGCAGCACCGCAAAAGGAGUUACCCACACAUGCACGCGCCGCUCAAGCACGGCACAAAGUCGAUGAGGCGCCGCUCGUCGAACAGCCAGUCGACGCCUAACUCGACGCCCGUGAGCGGCCAACGCGUCCUUUCUACCGAUGGCGAGCCGGCGCCCGACUCGCCGCCCACCUCUUACACCACCGAUCCGCCGCAACCGUCCGACACGCCGUUGGGCAGUCACCGCUCCAAAGCCGGCGACUCGGACACCGGACAACUGAACUCCGAAAUUCUUGAGGAGUCGGACGGCGCCGAGUCGGAGGACGAGUCCGAAUCUGAAUGUGUGCUGUCGGAUCCGUGCAGCUACAGGGGCGGCGCCGACGAGGAGGUCUCUCCCGAGAGGAAGGUGUCGUUCCUGAACGAGAACAAGGACACCUUCGAUGUCGACGGGCUCACCAAGGACCGUAAGAAAAGACGCCACCAUCACAGCCACCAUGCGAAGUUCCGUAAGUACUCUCUACCGGACGAUCCGAAGGCGAGGAAGAGACACCACCAGGAGCGGCGCGUUUCCACCCAGCCGGAGGACCAAUUUUUACGGGGCGCCGACCAGGACCAGCUCGACAGUCACCGGUCCGACGAUCCUCGAGCCCUCCGCCGACACAGAACUUCCAGGCCGAGCAAUGCCUCCCUCAUGCACAUCGGGAAGGGAGCCGAGCUACAUCCGUCGCUCAAGAAACUUUACGAUCACAGUCCCCAUGCUAUAUUCGUCGAACUAGAUGAGUUGUUUACCACCAACGACGAACGGGAGUGGAAGGAGACCGCACGUUGGAUAAAAUACGAGGAGGAUGUGGAGGAGGGCGUCGACAGAUGGGGAAAACCGCACGUGGCCUCCCUCAGUUUCCAUUCGUUGCUCAAUCUCAGGAAAUGCCUCGAGGAUGGCGUGGUAUGCCUGGACAUGGAAGAGAAGGAUUUGCCGGCCAUAGCGUAUCGCGUGACCGAAGAACUGUUCAAGGAGGAAUUCAUCCGGGAGGAAGACAAGGGUAAAAUAAUACGAGCUUUGUUGUUGCGUCACAGGCACGUGAACGAGCCGCAGGAUCGAGGCUUCCGUUUCCCGAAGAAACAAAGCUACACGUCCCUUCAGUCAUUAUGGCUGGAGGACGGCGUAAACUACGACGCGCUGAUGAUGGCUCGCUGCUCGGUGUGUUCGGCACAAGGGCAGCUGUGCGCCCCGCACGCCCUACCCCGACUCGCAUCUUAUCCACACAACUUGCACGACGCGGAGAAGAGAAAGAUCAGCUUCCCAAUCCUGGAUAACCUGCUAAAGAAUGGCGACACUGACCACACGGUGGUGGACAUCAAGGACAUCAAGGAGGAAACUUACUCGGCCAGCACGGAGGAGUUACGGAAAACUAAUAAUGAUUCGAUUCUCCGCAAAAUUCCAGCCGGUGCACAGGGUUCCAGCGUGCUGGUCGGCGAAGUCGAUUUCCUCGAGCAGCCGGCCAUUGCGUUCAUCCGUCUGGCCGAAGGAGUGGUCAUACCAUCUAUCAUUGAAGUUAAUAUACCGGUCAGGUUUAUCUUCAUGUUGCUCGGCCCUAAGAUCGCCAACAUCGAUUAUCAUGAAGUGGGAAGAUCCAUAUCAACGUUGAUGGCGAACCAGCAAUUCCAUAACAUCGCUUACGGGGCAAACGAUCGCAAAGCACUACUAUCGGCCAUCAACGAAUUCUUGGACGACAGUAUCGUGCUGCCGCCCGGCGACUGGGAACGUCAGGCUUUGCUACCUAUUGAAGAGAUCAAGGCAAAAAGCGAAGCGAUUCGUAGGAGGAAGGAAAACGCUUUGAAGAAGGCUGCAGAGGCUCAAGGCAUCUCCAAGCCGCUUCUAGCGGUUGAAGGUGACGGAGAAAAGAAACCACCAUAUCCCAAUCCCCUGGAAAGAACCCGUAGACCGUGGGGCGGCUUGAUAAACGAUCUAAAACGCCGUUACCCCCACUACGUGAGCGAUGUGGUGGACGGCAUCAAUCCCCAGUGCUUCGCCGCUUCCAUAUUCAUGUAUUUCGCCGCCGUAUCCGGUGCAAUCGCUUUUGGAGGUCUGAUGGGUGACAAGACCCAAAAUCUCAUUGGAAUACCGGAAACAUUGCUCAGUACUUCCGUCGCGGGAUUAAUUUUUGCCAUUCUGUCCGGCCAGCCACUGGUCAUUGUCGGAACCACCGGAGGUUUGUUGCUGUUCGAUGAGAGUCUGUUUCAAUUCUGUGAGAGUAGUAACUUGGAAUUUCUAACCACAAGGGUGUACAUAAGUUUAUGGCUAGUUGUGAUAGGGGUCGUGGUGGCAUGCGUUGAAGGAAGUGUUUUCGUGAAACUCUUCACUCGCUUUACAGAAGACAUCUUUUCCGCACUCAUUGUACUGCUCUACAUACUCGAAGCUUUAAUGAAAGUCAUGUUUAUCUAUGGCCGUCAUCCACUGCUGAGUGAUUAUUGCGAGACCGAAAGCGGUUUCAUGAACGGCUCCAGCUCCAAUUCCAGCAACGAAACUGAAUUGGUGCCGAUCGUUGAGAAAGUACAAACCUUGGACAAAUUCGGACCGGUUAAUCAACCCAACACCGCCCUUUUUUGCACCAUUUUAACUCUUGGAACAUUUAUCAUCGCUUAUUACUUGAAAAUGUUUAGAAACAGCAAAUUUCUUGGUCGGAGUGCUAGAAGAGCUCUGGGUGACUUUGGUGUGCCUAUUGCCAUAGUAUUUAUGGUAUUCGUCGAUUACAUGACUCCGGCUGUAUUUACUGAAAAAUUGAACGUGCCCCAAGGUAUGUCACCAACCGAACCGGAUAAACGUGAAUGGUUCAUUUCUCCAGAGGGCAGAUAUCAGCCUGUACCUACUUGGGUAAUAUUCGCCUCAGCUGUUCCCGCGUUGUUGGUCUACAUUUUGUUGUUUAUGGAAACUCACAUUACUGAACUGAUCAUAGAUAAGAAGGAGCGUAAACUAAAGAAGGGCAGUGGCUUCCAUGUGGACAUAGUACUAUUGUGCUUCAUCAACCUGCUCUCUGGGUUCCUGGGGAUGCCGUGGAUGUGCGCGGCCACAGUCCGUUCGAUCACCCAUGUGAGCGCCUUGACUGUUAUGUCCACCACUCACGCCCCAGGUGAAAAGCCCUACCUUGUCGAGGUCAAGGAGCAACGACUAUCCGCGUUCCUGGUCGCCCUACUGAUCGGAUUGUCCGUCUUGAUGUCUCCGCUGCUUAGGUUGGUCCCUAUGGCGGUACUAUUUGGAGUGUUCUUGUACAUGGGGGUUGCCUCAAUUGAUGGCAUUCAGUUCUUUGACAGGAUUAAGCUGCUAUUCAUGCCGGUCAAGCAUCAUCCCAACACCAUGUAUGUCAGAAGGGUGAAGACGGUGAAGAUGCACCUGUUCACGUUCGUCCAACUGAUGUGUCUGGUCGUUCUGUGGAUCGUCAAGUCAACCAAGGCCUCGUUGGCGUUCCCGUUCUUCUUGAUCCUGAUGGUACCCCUCAGGGCUCAGCUCAAGCACGUGUUUUCUCAAACUGAACUGAGAGCGUUGGACGGAGAUCAGGUGGAUGUGGAGGACGACGAACCGGACUUCUAUGCCGAAGCCCCGCUUCCUGGUUAAUGGUCGUGGUGUACAGAUUUUUAGGCAUUUUUCCCAAUAGAUUAUGUGUCGUCAAACAUCUUUCCUAGGCUAGAGUAAAAUUAAUCGUACACGUCGUAACUGUUAAGAAUAAUCGAAUUUCGAGUUUAGAAAUCAAAGUUUUAGGCAAUAUGGCCAAAGUGACGGUGCACCGUUGACCAAAAAAAAAACGAUGGUAAAGUGUGCUCAAUGUUUUUGGCAAAUGGUGUACUGUUCACACUGGGCUUAUCUUAAUAGUGAAAGAUCAAACAUAUGUACUUAUUGUAUAAUUUUUAGAACAAAACAAAGAAUUUAAUCUUGAAUCAGUAUUAUGGAAGUGCUCCGAAGAUGAAUUUAUUUUACUAAACCAAAUGUAUUUUUUAAAGACCAAUUUUUAAAUCUCUAUUUUUAUUGUAAAUACUGAAAGGAACGUGGUCCAGGGGAAUCUGUACAAAUCUUUCACAAAUUUUUAAUUUGUACAUUCAUAUUUAAUUUAUUUUGUCACAUUAAACGUUUCGUUCUAUUUUGUUUGUUCUUAUGUAUUUUACAUAAUGUUGGCGUUCUCAAACAUAUUUUAGUACUUUUAGUUUAGGUCUGUGAGUUUAUUGUAUACGCGCUUAAUUAGUAUUUAUCUUUUAAAUAAGAUUAUUUACUUUUAAUUAUAAUAGUAUUAAGAUGUUAAAUCAAAUUAUAGAAAGGAGUGAUUUUUCUUUAAAUUAUCCAACGCAACUAUUUUUGUAUGAAGAAAUUGAGAAUAAAUUGACAAGGUUUAUUAUACACAUUUUGUUAAUGUAUAAUUAAAGUCUUAUUACAUAUUAAAGUCAAUUUGUUUUUGAAUUGUUUAAUUAAUUUUAUUGUUUGUUUCAAUAAAGAUUUUAAACGUUUGUAAAAGUAAAGACCGUACUGUCCAUCUGUCCCUUAAAUUCAUUAUUAAUUAGGCAUUAAUUAAUGAAAUAAUUAAUAGGUAUUAUUAGAAGACUGUGAUGAAAAUGGCUCCUAUGGUGCGGUUUUAUUAGAUGCCUUGUAGAUUUUGAAUUUUUUGAUGGGCAACAUCGAAACCAGUUCAUGCUUAUUACAUGCGUUGGUUCAAUUCAUGGCGAAUUUUAACAAAUUAUGUUGCGCAUAGAUUUUUACGUAUUCAGUAGAUUACUAGUUAAGAAUAGCUAAAAUUCUAUGAGAUCGUUAACAAUUGAAACUUUAUUAAGAGUGUUUAUUCCAAGAUUCUAUAGAAUAGGAGGUUUACUUAAUAGUAUUUCUAACUGUGAUUGAAAAAGAUUAUGUCUAUUCUAUUUCUAUAAAGUAAUAAAUAAAUUUAAUGAUAUUAUGA
Aethina tumida (small hive beetle) is the source of this 5795-nucleotide messenger RNA. RefSeq names its product band 3 anion transport protein (gene Ae2). Gene Ontology annotation, cellular component: plasma membrane. Bases 662 to 4471 code for a protein of 1269 amino acids. The record is from RefSeq and is a predicted model, not a curated record. The transcript is spliced from 16 exons. Gene Ontology annotation, molecular function: monoatomic anion transmembrane transporter activity; solute:inorganic anion antiporter activity. Gene Ontology annotation, biological process: monoatomic anion transport; bicarbonate transport; regulation of intracellular pH. NCBI's taxonomy places the organism in Eukaryota, Metazoa, Arthropoda, Insecta, Coleoptera, Nitidulidae.